AUGGAGUUCAUCUUCCUGCCUUGGGUUGAAGAUGGCCACACCAAUGACGUCGAUAGGCAGCUUCAAUCAUCGCGUCGGCACCAGCAUACCGCUCUGGCUUCCCAUCGAAAGAACCGAGAACUUCGCAGCUUACAACGAAAGAGAUUGCAUGAUGUACACCAAUCAGAGCCGAAUUCCGCCUCGUCGGGUUCCACCGAGCAGCUCCAACUCCCCAGAACCCGCAACUUAUGGGACAUGACGAGGAGCGCAACCCUCCAGACGAGCGAUGCCUCUACAACUCAGGAUAACACCCCGCCUCCGCCUUCACCGAGAACUCUGCUCGACACCGCGCGCUGGGGCUCACUCAACCUUUUUGGUCAACUGGAACUCUCCGCCGAAGCCCAGAAAAUAUUUGAUGACGCCUUGAUCCACCAAUGGCCGGCCUUCGCCUUGGCCACGCACGAUGCCGCGAUUACAGAGAUUCGAGCAGCCGCCAUUCGUUCUUCGCUACUGGCUCCACAUUGUCUCUUUGCGACAAUAUAUGCAGGCGAAUGCUACAGAUCUUAUUUCGACGGCAACAAACCCCACAAUGAGAUGCUUCAACUUCAUUCAAAACAAGAAGCUCUGAAAGAUCUUCGACGAGCCAUACAGGACAACGAAGGGGUUGCGUCGGACGAAGUGCUCUGGACCAUAACUCUUUUGGCAAUUCAUGGCUCCGUCCGUACGCGGAAGCAGCCCCGGUUCGCCGCUCCCCUCUACCGAGACAAUGAAUUCUAUUCCAGUUUGGAAUUCGAACGGGCUCAUUUGCAUGCUCUGAGGACGCUCGUCAAUCAGAAGGGAGGCUUGACGAAUUUGACACUACACGGCCUGAGCAACAUGAUAUCAAUGGUCGACACCUUACAUUCUCUAAGGACCCUGACCAAACCGGUCUUUCCCCCCUUUUAUCCAGCAUCAUACCUCGUGGCUUCACUACGAGAGACAUGGGAUGAUGUGGUGGAAUCUCGAUUCGCAACCUAUCAAGACGGCUUUGUGUUUCUGGAUGCUCUCCGCGGCGGUCCUCGGUUACAUCACGUCAUUCUUCAAGUCCGAGUCCUUCUCGAGACAUACUCCCUCUGCCUUCGCGAUCCCCGCAGAAGUCCAGACUUCAUGCUCAUGGUCCACGCUCGUCGCGCUAUACAGCACGAGGCCCUGCGACUACGAUCGGAAGGAGAUUGUUUGUUGGAAGUCGCCCGUCUGUCUUUAAUUAUUUUUCUGGCAGAGUUCGCAUGGACAUUACCGAUCAUUGGUGGUUUCCACGAAAGGGUCACGAAACUCCUCCUGCAAGCUCUGGAAGAAUGUGCUCUUUGUCAACAUUGGCAGACACACCAUGAAUUCCUCUUGUGGGCAACAGUCGUGGGCGGACUUGCUGCACGCCAGAGUCCACGCGUUUCGAGCUUUGCUCUCAAACUGCGAGACUCAUCCAUGGCCAUCGACAAGGAUUCGUGGGCAUACGUCAAAAGCGUGUCGCAGAAAUUCCUGCCUCUAGAAUAUGACCUCGGAGACUUGUGUCAUAACUUUUGGGAUGAAGCCUGUGAUCUUCUCGUGGAGAAAACCAGUUGA
Messenger RNA from Fonsecaea nubica, 1578 nucleotides. RefSeq lists its product as hypothetical. The transcript is spliced from 4 exons. The record is from RefSeq and is a predicted model, not a curated record. Bases 1 to 1578 code for a protein of 525 amino acids. Lineage: Eukaryota; Fungi; Ascomycota; Eurotiomycetes; Chaetothyriales; Herpotrichiellaceae.